AUGUCUACGGCGCAAACCCAGCAUGAUGCCACAAGAAGCAGUCGGCUUUUCAGGGCUUUGGCCGGCGAUGCUGUUGCUGGCUUCGUAUCUGCCACGUUGAUAUCUCCCAUUGUGGCCGUCAUUGACAGGUCUAUGGUCGAAAAAGUGUCCAUCAAUCAACCUCUGCUGACUGGGAUGCGUCGCAAUGGCAUUGCCGCGCUCUCCCACCCCGGACGUUUCCUCUUCGGCCGCCCUUUCGGAUUAGUAUGGGCUUUGUAUGCUGGAACAUACGUCGUCGCCAAUAGCACUGAGACGCUCGGUGAUGAGUUCAAGAUGGCCGCCGUCGGAACCGUCACCUUCUUCACCACCAUGUUGGUAAACGUCCCUCUGGGGGUAUGGAAAGACGUGAGCUACGCCCGGCUCUUUGCUGCCGUAGAUCCCAACAAGAAAAUCACCUCCAUCAUCCCCAAAACGCCCAAAUCAGUCACGGCUACGUUUCUAUUCCGAGAUGCAUUGACCAUCUUCGGUUCUUUCACUCUAGCGCCAGCGGUGUCUUCUCUGAUACCGGAUCACCUGGCUGCCAACCCCCACACCAAGGCCGUUGUCAGUCAGCUCACAGUCCCCAUUUUCUCACAAUUGGCGGCGUCGCCGGUACAUCUACUGGGAUUGGAUUUAUACAACCGCCAGCAACAUAUCCCACUUCGCACCAGGGCAUCGCAAAUACGGAAAGACCUGCCGUCGGUCACCGUGUUGCGGUGCCUGAGGAUCAUCCCGGCCUUCGGCAUCGGCUGUGUAGCAAAUAUGGAGGCAAGGCCGUAUUUCCAGAAAUUAUUUUCGGAUCUGUAA
This is a messenger RNA of Clonostachys rhizophaga, 825 nucleotides long. The record is from the annotation of a GenBank genome assembly. Lineage: Eukaryota; Fungi; Ascomycota; Sordariomycetes; Hypocreales; Bionectriaceae.